AUGCGCUACUCACCGUUUGAGGAUGACCGCGGUCAGAUGCACGAACCUCAAGAUGAAAGCCGAGACUAUCUCCCAGAUGUUACGGCCUCAGACGAUGAAGACGAUGGCCCAAUUCCAUCGAUUCUAUCUUCGAAGCCAAGGGUAAUGGCACCGAGCGUGUCCAUCCCACGACGUCGGGGAGGAAGUGUAGAAGUCAGAAUACCUGCGGGCAUGGCAAAAAGUGCAGGAGGUCAAGCUCAACCGGCACUCUCGUCUAAAGCUCAAGGAAAGCAACGGGCUCCUGAAGAACGAAAGCCGAUGCCCAACAACGCAGAAUCUAGCUCCGACGCGAAUGCAUCUGCGCAAAGAGAUGUUUCAGACGAACAAGAAUCUGGAACGCACAAUGCCCAUGAUAUUCAAUACAUCAUCAACCCUCACGAGACCAGCCGGGGCACCGAUUAUCACAUCAGCUUUUCAGCCAGAGGACUGCUGACGGAGACCCGGAAAGUACCUUUCGAACAAAUAACGAAGCAUAUGAGGAUCUGGAACCGAUGGGUCAAGGCUGACUCGGCUGAUCGACAGAGGGAAUACAACAAUAAGUUCGGCCGUUAUCUAAAGGCCAAGCUGAAGUAA
Molecule: messenger RNA, 612 nt
Organism: Alternaria infectoria
Lineage: Eukaryota; Fungi; Ascomycota; Dothideomycetes; Pleosporales; Pleosporaceae
Exons: 3
Coding region: 1-612 (203 amino acids)
Source: RefSeq, a predicted model, not a curated record